AUGCCUAUCCUCGGACUCUCUACCAAGGGGCCUUCGGCCCCAGCUCACUUCAACCUCGAAUCUCUGAUCCGGCCCAACAUCCUCGCUCUCCAGCCCUACCGCUGCGCCCGCGACGACUACUCGUCGGGCAUGCUUCUCGAUGCCAACGAGAACGCCAUCGGCGCCGCCCUUCCCGCAAACUUCGUGCCCGGCCUAGAGGCCGAAGACGUUUCGGCGCUCAACCGCUACCCCUCGCCAACUCACGAUGAGCUCAAGCGCCGUAUCGCCAAACUCAGGAACGUGCCCGACGAGAAGUGGGUCUUCCUCGGUGUCGGGUCAGACGAGGUCAUCGACAUGCUCUACCGCUGUCUCUGUGUUCCCGCCAAGGACAAUAUCCUCACCACGCCCCCAACGUAUGGAAUGUACGGCGUGUGUGCGCAGAUCAACGACGUGGGCAUCGUAAAGGUCCCUCUGGUCACCAAGAACGGCGCGUACCAGCUCGACGAGGCCGCCAUGGACGCUGCAUUUGUCGCCAACCCCGACCUCAAGAUGGUGUUUAUCUGCAGUCCCGGUAACCCUACCGGAACGCUUAUUCCGCUCGAUGUGAUUCGUCGCGUGGCCGAGAACACAAAGUUCAAGGGCCUCGUCGUUGUCGAUGAGGCGUAUGUCGACUUUGCGCCCGAGGGCACGUCGGCGUGUUCCCUCGUCACGCAGUACGCCAACGUCUGUGUGAUGCAGACCCUCUCCAAGUCUUUUGGACUGGCCUCUAUCCGCCUCGGUUUCCUCGUCGGAUCGCCAGAACUGGUCCAGAUCCUCACAAACGCAAAGGCACCCUACAACGUUUCUCUGCCUACCGCCGCGAUCGGUUUGCAGGCCUUUAGCGAAGAGGGACUGGCUAUUAUGGCUGCCAACGUGCGCGUUCUCAAUGCCAACCGCGACGCUCUUAUUGCCGAGAUUACCCAGAUUCCCAACAUUGGGCGCGUGCUCGGCGGUAAUCACGCCAACUUUAUCGUUGUCGAGAUCCUCAAGGACGGCAAGCCCGACACGCCUCGCGCAAAGGCCGUGUAUACCGAGAUGGCCGAGAACCGCGGCGUCGUCGUCCGUUUCCGCGGUUCCGAGAUUGGGUGCGAGGGAUGUCUCCGCAUCACGGUUGGUACCGAGGACGAGAACAAGACUUUGCUUGCGCGUCUGCGCGAGCUGCUCGUUUAG
Molecule: messenger RNA, 1188 nt
Organism: Cutaneotrichosporon cavernicola
Lineage: Eukaryota; Fungi; Basidiomycota; Tremellomycetes; Trichosporonales; Trichosporonaceae
Gene: HIS5
Exons: 1
Coding region: 1-1188 (395 amino acids)
Biological process (GO): L-histidine biosynthetic process
Molecular function (GO): L-histidinol-phosphate:2-oxoglutarate transaminase activity; pyridoxal phosphate binding
Source: RefSeq, a predicted model, not a curated record